AGUAUGACUGUAAAGAGAUUAGAAAACCAUGUGUUCAAAUGUAGUUUUCAUAAAACGCAUAAUAUACUUACCAAAAGUGGUGUUUAAGAUUAUUACAUUUUUCAAUAGACGUAGUUAAAUUGAAGGUGUAUUUUGAACUUUCACGGUAUUCAUCAGAGCAUUAAUGCAUCAUCUCGUUCAAGGAUAACAUUCUCUUUUUAAAAGUACGGAUUGACUAGCCAGGAAGGAAUGGACAACGACGAGAAUAACGCCUGCAAACAAAAAUGUAUCUGGUGGUUACAGCAGAACUUGUUGGUGAUACUCACGUUAAUUGCUUGUGGUAUUGGGUUCCUGAUUGGCUUACUGGUAGCACCCGAACACCCUUCUCCAAGCGCUAUUAUGUGGAUUGGUAUGCCAGGAGAGCUUUACAUCCGUAUGUUAAAGAUGAUGAUUGUCCCACUAGUUGUCUGCAGCGUUAUUGCAGGUACAGCGAAGAUGGACCCCCGUACCAACGGUAAAGUCAGUGGGACUUCUAUGGCUUACAUUAUGCUCACUAACUGUGUUACACCUUUACUUGCCGCAGCUCUUAGCUACAUCAUCAAACCAGGUGAAGGCAUAGAAACAGAUGUUGAUACAUCGAAACAAAUUGAAAAUGUGAUGCAAACAGAGGACAUUUUUGCAGACCUUCUAAGGAACAUUGUUCCAGACAACAUAAUAGCCUCGUGUUUCCAACAGGCGCAGACAAAAUACGAAUAUGAAGAUAAAACUAUCAUUACCAACAAUGGGACACAUGAUGUACAAGAAACAACGAAAGAACUGAAGAGAAAGUAUGUUGGAUCUGCAGGAUCUACCAAUGUCCUUGGCUUGAUCAUUGUAAGCGUUUUGUUCGGUGUUGGUGCGGCAGCUAUGAAGGAAGAAGGGAAACCAUUUCUACUUUUCUUCAAGUCCGCUACAGAUAUUAUACUGAGGAUACUCCGAGUCCUUAUUUGGACGACGCCUGUAGGUGUUGCCAGCCUGAUUGCAAAAACGAUAGUUACAACGAAAGAUGUGGAAGACACUUUCCGGAAACUUGGCAUGUAUGCGCUCACAGUAGAAGUUGGUCUCGUGUUCUGGGGUUUCAUUGUUAUACCACUUUUGUUCCUCAUUGUGAGACGUGCCAACCCAUUUAGAUUCUACGGCACCAUCAUACCGUCGAUUAUGAUUGUUGUAGUUACCGCUAGCACAAUGAUAGCACUCCCAGAGAGUUUCCAUAGUUUGGAGAACAAGAACAAUUGCGAUCCACGGAUAUCCCGCUUGGUGGCGCCGCUAUCAGCAACCAUUGGAAGAGCCGGGAGUGUUCUCUACAUAACAUGUUCGUGCUUCUUUAUCAUACAAACUCUUGGCCGUGAUGUUAAUGCUGCAGAUAUCAUCUUAAUUGUGUUGCUAGCAUGGGUAUCGGCGUUAGCCAUACCAUCGGUAGCAGGUGCGAGUCUUGUAACUGUCCUCAUAUUACUGACCGCAUUAAACAUACCAGGAGAAGCUGCGGCUAUGCUGUUUGCACUGGAAUUCUUCCUGGACAGAUCUCGGAGCGUCGUAAAUUUACUAACCCAGCUUACUGGAGUCAUGCUUGUCGACAAAUUCUGUGCAGCUUCUCUACCUAAACUAACAGAAUCCAGCGAGCCCAAAGAUAAAGAAAAGCUUACAUUACAAUAUGAUGAACAGACAGAGGUUAAUGUCAACCAGGGGUUCGAAAAGGAUGCCAGUUACCCACCAAACUUUAACAAUACAAAACUGUAACAUUGCUUAAACUUCUCUCUGAUUCGGCUUUACCGUGAAACGAUUUCACAAUAUAGACCAUUCAUAUCAUGCAUCAUUUUAAAGAACUCCAAAAGUGGGAGACGGAACACUUUUGAAAUUUCAACCUACCUUGAAUCAUAACAUGAUUUUGUAUUUGUCAUUUCCAGAAAAUGUUUUAAAAUGUCACUUUUUAUUUUAUUUGAUGAUGGAUUGAUAUAAAACUUUCAUGAUAUCUAAGUAAGCAUAAAAGCAACAUAAUUAUAAUACUGAUAAACUUCAAUAACAUUUAUAUUUUCUAUGAUGAAAACAACUUUAAUGUUGUUUCAUUUGAAAGUUCGCGAAAAUCAGGUCAUUUGAAUUUGGUUCACUUCAUUAUUUUUUUUAACUGCGGUUUGAGGCCGAUACAGAUAACCCUACCCGUAAUUCAGAAAUCCAUUUUAUUAUUAUUAUUAUUAUACCAGAUUUAUACAUCCUUGCACAUUGUAGCUACUUGCACUUUAUAAUAAUAUAGUUUCCAUCUUUCCCUAUGUCCGUUAAAGAGAAUUACUUUCUUUCAGAUGUCUUUCGCAACUGACACGCUGAGUUUCCAAACUUUUUGAAAUAUUUUCAUCAGUUUUGACCUUAAAAUUAUGUGCUAAUCAUAAUCUGCGUUCAUCGCGUGGUUGUAUUCCUUUUUCCGCAAUAGAUUUAUUACUAUU
Messenger RNA from Mercenaria mercenaria, 2453 nucleotides. Its product is annotated as excitatory amino acid transporter 1-like. Gene Ontology annotation, molecular function: L-glutamate transmembrane transporter activity; neutral L-amino acid transmembrane transporter activity; glutamate:sodium symporter activity. Gene Ontology annotation, cellular component: plasma membrane. Gene Ontology annotation, biological process: L-glutamate transmembrane transport. Bases 229 to 1755 code for a protein of 508 amino acids. The transcript is spliced from 12 exons. Lineage: Eukaryota; Metazoa; Mollusca; Bivalvia; Venerida; Veneridae. The record is from RefSeq and is a predicted model, not a curated record.